AUACAAUUAAAUUUUCCAGCACAACAACCACAACCACCUGUAUUUAAGGACCUUCCAAACUUGUCAAUACAAUUAAAUUUUCCACCACAAGAACCACAACUACCUGUAUUUAAGGACCUUCCGCAUAAAGAGUAGAAAGUGUAAAGGUGGUUGCAGAACCCUAAGAUUACCACCCUCCUUUGACUAUAUCAUUUUGUUUUCUGUCCGUUUAUCACGAGCACUAUAUUGCAGCUGCACCUUCAUACACUCAGUACCCUGUAAUGAACCUGUCACCUGGCAAUACUCAUGGAAUGGCUUAGUUAGCAGAAGAGAGAGAAAAGGAGAAGUUAGUUACAAAUUAUCCAAGAAAUGCGGGUGUGAAGAAAGGCAGCAGCAGAGUGGUUAGGUGUGAAUUGUGAUUUUUUCUCUCCCUCUGAAUAUUCCCUGUGUUUCAUCCUUAUUUGUCUUUUCUGCUAUUUUUCAUAUUGGAAUUGUACUAGUCCUCACUGGUUGAGAGUGGAAUUUGCAUUUAGCAGAGCAAUAAAACAGCACAAUCUUAUUUCCAUCUUUCCUCUGUCGCAUUGCAUACCUUACAUACCCUUCUACUCCAUGGCUUUUCAAGCUCACCACCAACACUUCCUUCUUGUUCCCUUCAUGUCCCAAAGCCAUCUCAUUCCCUUCACACACUUGGCCAAAUUACUUGCAUCCAAUGGCGUCUCUGUCACCAUAGUCCUUACACCCCUUAAUGCAGCAAAGUUCAACACGCUCAUUGACCAAGCAAAAGCCUUAAAACUCAAAAUACAGUUUCAUGUACUACCCUUUCCUUCCGCAGAAGCAGGGUUACCAGAAGGGUGUGAAAACCUGGACACCCUUCCUUCCCCUCAAUACAAACACUUGUUUUUCUCUGCUUCCAAUAUGCUGAAAGAGCCACUUGAGAAAUGGCUCUCAGAGUUGGAAACACUUCCCACUUGCAUGGUUUCCGACAUAUGCUUACCUUGGACUACUACUGUUGCAUCGAAGUUCAAGAUACCGAGGGUUGUCUUCCACGGAAUCUCAUGCUUCGCCCUCUUGUGCUCACACAAGAUUGGCCAUUCCAAGGUGCAUGAAAAUGUCACCUCAAUGUCAGAGCCAUUCGUGGUGCCGGACUUGCCUGACGCAAUUGAAUUCACCAAGGCACAGUUACCUGGGGCAAUGAGUCAGGACUCGAAGGCUUGGAAGCACGCCGUUGAACAAUUCAAAGCUGGGGAACAUUCUGCAGCAGGGAUAUUGGUGAACACUUUUGAGGAGUUGGAGAAGAUGUACGUGAGAGGGUACGAGAAAGUGGGAAGAAAAAUUUGGUGUAUAGGACCACUUUCUUUACAUGACAAGUUAUUCUUGGAAAGGGCUGGGAGAGAUGGUAAUGAGACAUCACUGGAUGAAUCUGAAUGUCUAAAUUUUCUUUCUUCCAACAAGCCUUGUUCUGUGAUCUAUGUCUGUUUUGGAAGCUUGUGUCGCAUUAAUGCUUCACAACUAAAGGAGAUUGCUUUGGGCUUGGAAGCAUCAAGCCACCCCUUCAUUUGGGUGAUUGGAAAGAGUGAUUGUUCUCAAGAGAUAGAGAAAUGGUUAGAAGAAGAGAAUUUUCAAGAGAGGAAUAGAAGAAAGGGUGUCAUCAUUAGAGGAUGGGCACCACAAGUUGAGAUACUGUCCCAUCCUUCAACUGGUGGGUUCUUAUCUCAUUGUGGUUGGAAUUCAACACUGGAAGCAGUUUCUGCAGGGAUUCCAAUGAUAACUUGGCCAAUGUCUGCUGAGCAGUUCAUCAAUGAGAAGCUCAUUGUGCAAGUGCUGAAGAUUGGUGUGAGGAUUGGGGUUGAAGCUCCUGUAGACCCCAUGGAGACACAGAAAGCAUUGGUGAAGAAAGAGUGUGUGAAAAAGGCUGUUGACCAGCUCAUGGAGCAAGGUGGGGAUGGGGAACAGAGAAGGAACAGAGCUAGAGAGAUCAAAGAAAUGGCUCAGAAGGCAGUUGAAGAUGGUGGAUCAUCAGCUUCAAAUUGCGAAUUAUUUAUUCAAGAAAUUGGGGCAGUUGAAGAUGGUGGAUCAUCAGCUUCAAAAUAGCCAUGAGUCCAUCUUUUGGGUUUAUUUAAUAAAUAAAUUAGUCAUGGGUUCAUAUCCGUUGGUUUUAUUUUAUAAAGUAGAGCAAAUGCUUUUCCUACUACAUUUAUGUUCUUUCUAUGUAUUUUUUUUCUAAAAAAAAUUAAGUGAAUUGAAUUCUAAAGACUCAUCAGAGCAUACC
This is a messenger RNA of Glycine soja, 2248 nucleotides long. Its product is annotated as UDP-glycosyltransferase 73C3-like. The transcript has a single exon. Gene Ontology annotation, molecular function: UDP-glycosyltransferase activity. The record is from RefSeq and is a predicted model, not a curated record. The coding region runs from base 589 to 2070 and encodes 493 amino acids. Lineage: Eukaryota; Viridiplantae; Streptophyta; Magnoliopsida; Fabales; Fabaceae.